This is a messenger RNA of Cyprinus carpio (common carp), 890 nucleotides long. RefSeq names its product transcription factor HES-5-like. The record is from RefSeq and is a predicted model, not a curated record. Gene Ontology annotation, cellular component: nucleus. Lineage: Eukaryota; Metazoa; Chordata; Actinopteri; Cypriniformes; Cyprinidae. Gene Ontology annotation, molecular function: RNA polymerase II cis-regulatory region sequence-specific DNA binding; protein dimerization activity; DNA-binding transcription factor activity, RNA polymerase II-specific. Gene Ontology annotation, biological process: regulation of transcription by RNA polymerase II; anterior/posterior pattern specification; regulation of neurogenesis.
GGCUCAAAAGUGUGGGAAACAGAAGAGGAUCAGGGCGCAUAUAAAGGAGGACCUUCAGGAGAAAACACACACAAGAUCAAGUGACAGCAGCACGCACACUGCAGAAAGAAUGGCGCCUACUGUUUGCAAACUCACUCAGGCUGGAAAGGAUAAAACUAAAAUGAGGAAACCAGUGGUGGAGAAGAUGCGCAGAGACCGUAUUAACAGAUGCAUCGAACAGCUAAAAGUUCUUCUGAAAGCUGAGAUAAAAGCCAGCCAGCACUGCUCUAAAUUAGAGAAGGCUGACGUCCUGGAAGUGGCUGUCAUUUACCUGAAGAACCACACGUGGCCGCGGGCGCAGUCUCCGAGCGCGCAUGCGCAGAGCUACGCCGACGGGUUCUCCAGGUGUAUUGAGGAGACUGCGCGAUUCCUGUCGGUCCACAACCAGCAACAGAUCCCCAAACCAGUAAAGGGACGCUUUGACGGAACCCAGCGAACCAAAGUGAGCGCGCAAGACAGCUGUCAGAUCGCGUCAAAAAGCACCGGAGAGCAGACGCUUUGGAGACCCUGGUGAUCUCCACAGCAUCCUUAUGAAGACGUACAGAGAACGGACUGUUUUCUCUAUAUAAGUGAAACAUGUCAUUUUUAUAAAAUGUUGAUGUAGACAGCAGCUGUCGUGACGCAGAGAAUGUCCCAGUCUACCCCACGCCCGAGUCUAAGAGCACGCCUUACUUCACCUGUGUGGAGAUCAACUUUAUUUACAGAUUACGUCACCUCAUUAUGUUUCUGUUGAAAAUAAUCUCUUUAAGUAGAUUUGUAUCCUUUAGAGGCGUUAAAUCUGUCAUAUUGAUGGAAUGUGUAAAGCUGUCUCAUGUUGAGUUCAGGAGGAAAAUAAACUAAAGUUACACACA